Messenger RNA from Symbiodinium sp. CCMP2592, 1551 nucleotides. The record is from the annotation of a GenBank genome assembly. Lineage: Eukaryota; Dinophyceae; Suessiales; Symbiodiniaceae.
AUGAAAGCACAGGGUCGCAAUUUGCGAUUUUCUCAGGUCUUUGUGCCGCACUUCCCGGUCGUGCAGGCACCUGCACGACUUGGCUUCGCAAUCAAUGUGACCGGCGCAAGUUGUCAAGGGCUCACUGUUGAGGAGCUUCUGCUGACAGAGGCUUUCGCUGACGUGAGCCACCUGAAGAUUGCUUUGCAAGCGGACAUUGGAAUUCGUUGCCUCGUGAACACGUCACUCGAGGUUGGAAAAGUUCACCCAUGUACGAUGGCUAUCGCAUCUUCGGCAUCAGUGAUCAAGCUUGGCAUGCAGGUACCCUCGGUGGAUGGAUUCCCAGGCAAAGCUUCAACCACGUGCGAGCUAACUCCGGACAUCACCCAGUUGGACUUCCAUGGAGGGUCUCCUGCAUGCGACGUCUUGAAGAUUGCGGAGCAGGGAAUACGAGCUUUGGUGAAUGACUUGGCUUCGAAGGUGCUGUGCAGCAAGGUUUCUUCAGCUCUCGCUGCGCUUUCUUCAGAGGUUUCCCGGGAACUCAAGCAGCAAGUUCAACCAUAUCUUAAGCCAGCAGCCGCCCUCCAACCUCCUUCCAUCGAUGGCGCCAUCGAUCUGGAGAAAAUCUUCUGGAAGGGGCCUGUGGGCCAUGUGUUUCGAUCUUUUCUACGAGAGGUUGGACAUGUGGACAACGACGUCGAAUUCAACAAGGUGGUGCGCUUCUUGCGCUCCGAUCUUGGACUUGGUGCACUUUCCCUGCCAGCUCGGCCGGGGGUCGAGGUGGUGUUGCCAUGGAUUGAGAAUGCGGUUUUCACCAUGGCGAUGAAGAGUGCCACCGUGGACGUAAGCCUCAUAGAGGAUCUUCACUUUGGCUUUUCCGCACCCUCAGCAGCGAGACUUUCAGUUGAGAGAAAAACAGCCCGGGACCAAACGCGCCCGAAGCGUCGCACUGGUGUCAAAAUGUUCAAGAACACAUACCAGUCGGGCUUCCUGUCAAUCCUCUACUCCAUCGGCAGCAAGCCACUUCAAAUCUGGGACAAGAAGGUCCGCAAUGGGCACAUCAAGCGUCUCACCGACUCUGACAUCCAGUCGAGCGUGUUGGAGAUCAUGGGCACCAAUGUGAGCACCACCUACAUCACAUGCCCAGCCGAUCCUUCGAAGACCUUGGGCAUCAAGCUGCCUUUCUUGGUCAUGAUCAUCAAGAACCUGAAGAAGUACUUCACCUUUGAGGUGACGGUGUUGGACGACAAAGAAGUGCGGCGACGCUUCCGUGCUUCGAACUACCAAAGCACCACCAGGGUGAAGCCGUUCAUUUGCACGAUGCCCAUGAGGCUGGAUGAAGGUUGGAAUCAGAUCCAGUUCAACUUGUCUGACUUCACGCGCCGUGCCUACGGCACCAACUACAUCGAGACACUCCGCGUGCAGCUGCAUGCAAAUUGCCGCAUCCGCCGCAUCUACUUCAGCGACCGCUUGUACAGCGAGGAGGAACUCCCUCCUGAGUUCAAGCUGUUCUUGCCCGUGGCACAGAAGGCGCAGGCUCAGGCACAAGCGCAAGCACCGGCUCCAGCUUGA